ACGCCUUCACACACAAUAAAGUCAGGUCAAGAAAUGUCCACGUAAACCUUUUUCAUUGUGUAUCAGCUCUGCCUGAUGAGUAUAUGUUUUCCAUGUGACAAACACAGUGAAGUAAGCUGUCAGUUACACAACAGAAACAUUUUAAAAUAAGCAAUAAGAAAUUAAAUCUGUAAUUGUCCUGUAUACCAGAAUGAAGCACAGCAACCCGUCUUCUGGGAAUUAUUUUGGGAAUUCGGAUUCCCUAUGCCUCGAGACGUGGUUUUUGAAGUCGACGUGAAGCGAGGAUCAGUUUUGAAAGACACCUUUGAAAUUUGGCUUCUAUAAAUCAGAGUGACUACAAGAUUCCACUUAUGGUUUAUUAUGAUGGAAACUUGCCCGGCUGGGACGAUUUUUAUGGCUACGUGAAAGACUUUUUUUACGAAGUGUUUCACGAGAUGGUUUCAGCUGAAACCGGGAUGUUCAUGUACAAUGACUCCAAGACACUGGCAUGGUUCCCAUCCAAAGCAGCGCCAGAGGACCAGAGGUACCUACACUUUGGGGUUCUGUGUGGAUUGGCCUUGUACAACCAGUGUAUCAUUCACUUACCAUUCCCGCUGGCUCUGUUCAAGAAGCUGCUGGGUGAAGCCUUCCUGGGGGAUAUGAUGGAAUUCAGCCCCUUUGUUGGAAAGGGUCUGAAGAACAUUCUGGAAGACUACACAGAUGAUGAAAAAGGAAUCCUCGACUUGGAUUUCUCAAUCUACUGGGAUGGAACAAACGUUGACCUUGAUCCUCAAAAUCCUGAGAAGCCUUUGACAGGUCUAAAUAGGAAGGAGUAUGUGGAAGCCUACGUGAGCCAUGUCUUCAACACAUCAGUGGAAGGUGUGUUUCAGGAGUUCAAGCGGGGCUUCUUCCAGGUGUGUGACCAGGAUUUGGUGAAGCUGUUCCGACCACAGGAGCUGCAGGAGGUGCUGGUGGGCAAAGACUUCAAUGACUGGGCCAGGCUGAAACAGGUCACAGUUUAUGAGAGGAAGUACAACACGACCCCUCUACACCCCACCAUACAGAUGUUUUGGGAGGUUUUUGAUGAUCUUACGGAGGAUCAGAAGAAAGCUUUCCUUUGGUUUGUGACCGGAUUUGAAAGGGUGCCUGUUCUUGACCUGGAGAAGUUCAAGAUGAAAAUCAGAGAUCAACAAGUCCAAGGCCCCCCUGACCAGUUCUACCCCAAAGCAGAUACGUGUUUCUCGGACCUGGAGCUGCCCUUGUACUCAACCAAAGAGAUCAUGCAGACCAGGCUGACCGAGGCUCUGAGCAGCAACAAAAUCAUCUUUGCUGGGACUGAACUCGGAAGGUGUCUGGUCUGAACAGAAGACUUAACAUUGUCAUAGAGCACUUUGUAAACCAAGAAGCAGCCUUUGUAGUAUUGCUACUAUACCUGUUUAUUAACAAACUGUAUGGCUGGGAAAUUCUUCAUAAAUAGGAUGUAUUGUGUGGUGGGUUAAUAUCAGAAAUCCUUCCCUAAUAGCAAAAACGCUGUUAUACUCCAAAAAAAUGUUGAAUGUAUAUAUGCAUAUUUCAGAAAAACGCCCUAUGUACAUAUUUAAGUAUUACAUGAUCUUCUAUAACGGACCGUCUCCACAGCAGCGUUAAAAAAAUCUUGGAGGUGGGCGUAUCUGAGGCUUGGGGAUUUUUUUGCGAUCAACCAAUCACAUGAAUCUC
Messenger RNA from Trematomus bernacchii (emerald rockcod), 1695 nucleotides. Its product is annotated as E3 ISG15--protein ligase HERC5-like. The record is from RefSeq and is a predicted model, not a curated record. Lineage: Eukaryota; Metazoa; Chordata; Actinopteri; Perciformes; Nototheniidae. Gene Ontology annotation, molecular function: ubiquitin protein ligase activity. Gene Ontology annotation, biological process: ubiquitin-dependent protein catabolic process; protein ubiquitination.